AUGUAUUGGAAAGAUGUGUAUGGCACUGAUCGAGAAUCACUGCGAAAUCAGUAUAUAGGAUCGCUUGAAGUAUCAAAUGGUCGGUGUGUAGUUUAUCCCAAUCGAUACCAACACAAAGAGCAAUCAUUUGAACUUGCAGAUCCAACUCAACCAGGACACUGCAAGAUUCUGACAUUUUUUGUAGUGAAUCCAGUCUGUCGGAUUGUUUCGACUGCGCAUGUGGCUCCACAACAACCACAAUGGUACAACUCGAGUCUUGACAAGACACCCAUACUGCCUGAACUGUGGAAUGAUAUCACGCAGUAUAUUCAAGGUGUUCAAUCACCAGCUAAAGCCAAACACUAUCGAGAUGAAUUGGCAAGUGACCGAACUCGAAUCACAGCGGCAUACAACAAAUACAGAUAUGAACAGAAGUAUAAUCUUGGUCUUUGGUGA
This is a messenger RNA of Batrachochytrium dendrobatidis JAM81, 435 nucleotides long. RefSeq lists its product as uncharacterized. The record is from RefSeq and is a predicted model, not a curated record. The coding region runs from base 1 to 435 and encodes 144 amino acids. The transcript has a single exon. Lineage: Eukaryota; Fungi; Chytridiomycota; Chytridiomycetes; Rhizophydiales.